AUGCCAAGAUGGGAAGCGCCGAAAGUGGACAGCCCCCCCAAGACCAACAAUCCUUUUCCGCGCAGGGUCAAGCGUGAAGGCGCCCCCCUUGCUGGAGCAGCGUCCAAGUCACCUAAGGCCCCGCGAGUGGAACAGGAAACCAAAGAAGAAGAAGUGGAUGAUGAGACUUGCGCAGGGGUGAAGCAGGAGGAAUGCCCUGAGGAUGGCGGGGACGGCCAACAGUCUGAAGUGCCAUUGAAGGGCAUCAACACACUGGACGUGGAUUCAAUUUUGACCAGCUUGCGAUCUGGGCAAAUCUCUGGAAUGGCCGAAAUCAUGCGCCCACAGAUAGGUUGUGAUCUUUUCCAGCUGCCGCCGAUGGUCGCCGUCAACAUCUUCCAUGGCCUCUAUUUCGCAAUGAGCUUCGAGGAUUGUGGCUUCUACUUUGCAGAGAUCUGCCGUCGAGGUUGGUUUGUUGCCACGCUCUUCUCUCCGAACUUCAACAACCGCUCAUUCCGCGGUGACUGGCGUCACACCGUUCUUGAAGCACAGUGCUCAGCCUGUGAAGCUUUCAGGUCAGAUCGUGAGGUCAUGGAGAUUUCCCAUUGCCUCCCACCCGCAGUCGAAAAAAUCAGGAAACGGUUCAGACUGGACAAACGCCACAGGAAAGCCUUGCGUGAGAGAGGUUUGGAACCAUCUCUGGUGCAACGUGAAAUUGUUGCGGCUGUCUACAUGGGCUUCCAGGACAUCGGCUGCAGGACCGCGCUAUGGGAUGGGCUUGCGUGA
This is a messenger RNA of Symbiodinium sp. CCMP2592, 765 nucleotides long. NCBI's taxonomy places the organism in Eukaryota, Dinophyceae, Suessiales, Symbiodiniaceae. The record is from the annotation of a GenBank genome assembly.